Mandrillus leucophaeus (drill) is the source of this 3340-nucleotide messenger RNA. It is a transcript of the gene MINDY2, whose product is annotated as family with sequence similarity 63, member B. The coding region runs from base 197 to 2065 and encodes 622 amino acids. Gene Ontology annotation, biological process: protein K48-linked deubiquitination. The record is from RefSeq and is a predicted model, not a curated record. Gene Ontology annotation, molecular function: cysteine-type carboxypeptidase activity; cysteine-type deubiquitinase activity; K48-linked deubiquitinase activity. Lineage: Eukaryota; Metazoa; Chordata; Mammalia; Primates; Cercopithecidae. The transcript has 9 exons. Gene Ontology annotation, cellular component: cell periphery; cytosol.
GCGGAGGCAAGCUCAGAGCGCACGGAGAGCGCGGUAGCGCGCGCGCGCGCGCGUUCUUAGUGCCCUCCCCGGUGACGUGCCUGGCCGGGGCCGCGCCAGGGCGCUGUUGCUGCCAAUACAGCUGUCAUGGCGUCCGAGGCGCUGGCUGCGGAGAACUGGCCGCGGUCUCCAUAGAGCUGGGGGCGGGCGGCCCGGUAUGGAGAGCAGCCCCGAGAGCCUGCAGCCGCUAGAACACGGGGUGGCGGCCGGGCCAGCGUCAGGGACAGGUUCUUCGCAGGAAGGGCUACAAGAGACCAGGCUUGCCGCUGGUGAUGGUCCUGGGGUAUGGGCGGCGGAGAGCAGCGGCGGGAAUGGGCUGGGGGCGGCGGCCGCCAGCAGGAGCCUCCCGGACUCGGCUUCUCCCGCGGGCUCUCCUGAGGUUCCCGGACCUUGCAGCUCCUCCCCGGGUUUGGACUUGAAGGAUAGUGGUGUGGAGAGUCCUGCUGCCGCCGAGGCGCCUCUGAGAGGGCAGUACAAGGUGACCGCCUCCCCGGAGACAGCCGUGGCCGGAGUGGGUCAUGAGUUGGGUCCCGCCGGAGACGCGGGAGACCGCCCGGAUCUCGCCGACACCUGCCAAGCAGAGCUGACGGCCGCCGGCUCCGAAGAGCCCAGCAGCGCCGGCGGCCUCAGCAGCAGUUGCAGCGACCCGACCCCUCCUGGGGAAUCGCCGAGCCUGGACUCUCUGGAGUCGUUCUCUAACCUGCAUUCUUUUCCCAGUAGCUGCGAGUUCAAUAGUGAGGAGGGAGCGGAGAACAGGGUCCCUGAGGAGGAGGAGGGCGCGGCGGUGUUGCCCGGGGCUGUUCCUCUGUGCAAGGGGGAGGAGGAGGAGGAGGAGACCGCUCAGGUGCUGGCGGCCUCCAAGGAACGCUUCCCGGGACAGUCUGUGUAUCACAUCAAGUGGAUCCAGUGGAAGGAAGAGAACACACCCAUAAUCACCCAGAAUGAGAACGGACCCUGCCCCUUGCUGGCCAUCCUCAAUGUUUUGCUCCUGGCCUGGAAGGUGAAACUUCCACCGAUGAUGGAAAUCAUAACUGCUGAGCAGCUGAUGGAAUAUUUAGGAGAUUACAUGCUUGAUGCAAAGCCAAAAGAAAUUUCAGAAAUUCAACGUUUAAAUUAUGAACAGAAUAUGAGUGAUGCCAUGGCAAUUCUGCACAAACUACAGACAGGCCUGGAUGUAAAUGUAAGAUUCACUGGUGUUCGAGUGUUUGAAUAUACACCAGAAUGCAUAGUAUUUGAUCUUCUUGAUAUUCCUUUGUACCAUGGGUGGUUAGUAGACCCUCAGAUUGAUGACAUCGUAAAAGCUGUUGGUAACUGCAGCUACAACCAACUAGUGGAGAAGAUCAUCUCUUGUAAACAGUCAGACAAUAGUGAGCUGGUUAGUGAAGGCUUUGUAGCUGAGCAGUUUCUAAAUAACACAGCCACUCAACUGACAUACCAUGGAUUAUGUGAACUAACUUCAACGGUUCAGGAAGGAGAACUUUGUGUGUUCUUUCGGAAUAAUCAUUUUAGCACCAUGACCAAAUACAAGGGUCAACUGUAUUUGUUGGUAACGGACCAGGGGUUUCUUACUGAAGAAAAAGUUGUUUGGGAAAGCCUACACAAUGUAGAUGGUGAUGGAAAUUUCUGUGACUCAGAAUUUCGUCUUCGGCCUCCUUCAGAUCCUGAAACUGUAUACAAAGGACAACAAGAUCAGAUAGAUCAGGAUUAUCUUAUGGCAUUAUCUCUACAACAAGAACAGCAGAGCCAAGAGAUCAAUUGGGAACAAAUCCCAGAAGGAAUCAGUGAUUUGGAACUAGCAAAGAAACUCCAAGAGGAAGAGGACAGACGGGCUUCUCAAUACUAUCAGGAACAGGAACAAGCAGCAGCUGUUGCUGCUGCUGCCUCUACACAGGCUCAGCAGGGCCAGCCAGCACAAGCCUCUCCAUCAAGUGGAAGACAAUCUGGGAAUAGUGAACGUAAACGGAAGGAACCGCGAGAAAAAGAUAAAGAAAAAGAAAAGGAAAAAAAUAGCUGUGUUAUUUUGUAACAAGUGUUGGCUUCUGUUGGAACCACCUAUAUGUCUUGAGAAACAAAACCACAGGAGGAAAGGAAGAAAACCCGAUCAAUACCGUCUGUGCCUGAUUUCCCAAUGGAUUUUGUUCAUGUUUUUUCAGGGGAAAGGUUGUUACUUAGUUACAAUCAGACUUUUUCAAGUCACACAAUACACUCUUUAUGAGCUGGAGUUUUGUGUUACAAGUUGGAAAUGCUGUGUGUUGUCAUUCAUGAAAAAUACUGCACUUGUAGCCAGAUAAGCAAAUCACAGCAAAUUUUGUGUCAUAGUGACAUUCAUAACUCAUAUCAGUUAGUAAGCUAUUAUAUCUUCUGUUCUAACAAUGAAUGGAGGUAAUUGAUUUAGUCUGAUUCCUUCCUGAAAUCUAAAUAUUAGCACAAUAGUUUCUGAAAUUUUACAAUGUUAAAUUAUGAUCUAAUCCAUGAGAAACCACGGGUUUAACAUAGGGAUUCAAAAAAAAACAAAAACAAACAAAAUAAUAGGUAUAAAUAACCCUUAAUUGUAUAUUGGACUAGUUCAGCCCUUAAACAGCUUUACCUUUAUUUAGGAAUGUACAUUUUAGGUAUUAUCUUGAGAAUUGAUCAUGGAGCUUAGAUUUAAUUUAGAUAGCAAAAAUAAAGAUUUGUAUUUCUUUUCCAAUAGCAAAAGGUUGCAUAACACUAAUACUUAUAACCUAUCAAUAUCAGAUAUUAAUGACUUUGUAGUGUUGUAAAAUUUUGAGGAAUUUUGGAGUCUUUAUCAUAGGUAACCUGGACCACAGUUACUAUUUAUUGGCAAUGUGAUUGAGUAUAUGGAGGAAAGCACAGUGGAUGCUAGGCCUUGUAAAUAUGGGAAUGUAGAAAAGCAGAUAGUUCAGUGUCUACCUUUUUCUAGUAUUACCUUGAACCUUAAAUCUUAAGUCAUGUUUAUUGCUAGAAAAUUAAAUGUACUUAUUAAAACCAAUGAAAAAGCACAUUUCUGAAAGGAAGUUAGAGAUAAUCUCUGUGUCUUGUGAAAAGACAUUAAUAAAAAUCUGAGAGGGCCGGGCACAGUGGCUCACACCUGUAAUCCCAACACUUUGGGAGGCCAAGGCGGGCGGAUCACCUGAGGUCAGGAGUUCACAACCAGCCUGACCAACAUGGUGAAACCCCAUCUCUACUAAAAAUACAAAAGAUCAGCCGGGCAUGGUGGCGGGCGCCUGUAGUCCCAGCUACUCAGGAGGCUGAGGCAGGAGAAUUGCUUGAACCCGACAGGCGGAGGUUGCAGUGGGCC